Trichoderma aggressivum f. europaeum is the source of this 4266-nucleotide messenger RNA. RefSeq lists its product as uncharacterized. The transcript is spliced from 2 exons. Gene Ontology annotation, molecular function: protein binding. The coding region runs from base 1 to 4266 and encodes 1421 amino acids. The record is from RefSeq and is a predicted model, not a curated record. NCBI's taxonomy places the organism in Eukaryota, Fungi, Ascomycota, Sordariomycetes, Hypocreales, Hypocreaceae. Gene Ontology annotation, cellular component: Ski complex.
AUGUCCAGCAAGGCGACGCUCAAAGGCAUCGCCGAUGCGGUGCGCCAGCAAAAGUUUGACGAUGUCAUUGAAAGGACUCGGGACUUUUUGAAAAAGGAGCCCAACAACUACCAGGGUCAUAUUUUCUUGGCUUUUGCGUUGGAUAAGAAGAACCGACCGGAUGAGGCUGAAGCUGUCUACCAAUCGGCAACUCAGCUGCGUCCACAAGAUGCACAGGCCUGGCAGGGUCUCAUCAAGCUGUAUGAGAAACAGGCUGCUAGGAAGCUGCGCGAGUAUCAAACAGCAAUCGUCCAUCUAGCCCCCAUCUUCCAUCAGGCGGAGGAAUUGUACAAGUGCCAAGAAGCCGUCGAUAAAUUCGUCGACUUUGCACGAGUCCACGGGGAUCAGCUACAGUAUGCCGAUGCCUUGUGGAUCAGAUUGCCCGAGAGCCCUCUAUACUCAAUUCUGGAAGGCUACUUUCCCCAUCCCUCCAAGACUUACGAAACCAUCACUCAUAUUAUCGAGACAUAUGAGAAAAAGGCCAUCAACACGCUCAUUGGAGAGCGACGAACGAGGCUGGGCGCGACAUUGACCGAGGUCACCCUCGAGGUGAAGAGAGAAAUCUACGGCGGCAGCAAGCUGGAGCACCUUUACCGGGAGCUCAUCAACUGGACUACCGAUGAUGAUGUAAGGAGAAGUUAUGAAGAGAAACUGAUCCAAUACUGCCAUGAUCGUCUCCUUGUGUUGCCAGCAGGACCGGAAAAGACGGAGGAGCAGCAGAAGGUUCUUGGACUGGCAAAUGACAUGGUCAUCAUCAGACAUCCCUUCCGACUAGCCUGGGAUAUCGCCAUUAACUGGCAAGACAAGAAAGAAAUCCGCGAUUACGACGCGGAGCUUCUAAGAAAUUACUGCAACUUCUUCCCGGAAAGCGAUCUAUACAAGAUCAUCACUGGGUUCUUAACAAGCAGCUCUUCUCCUUUCGCUGCACCCGCAGCAGAAGAAUCGAGAAAGGCUUCCUCCGCUGAGACGGAAACCUCUGACGAUAGUGACGACGAAGAUGGUGGCGCACCAACCUUUGUGGUCCCACUGACUGAAGAAGACCGGUUGAUUAUGAUGACUGAUGGUAUUGCAAGUUCCGAAUCUGUCUUUGGAUACAGAUUAGUCGGGCAGUAUCUUCUACGGUUCGGAGAAUAUGAGAGUACAGUGGAAUUAAUGCGAAAGGCUGUCCCAUUCCUUGCCAGACAGAAACCAAAGAUUGGCUUGUCGUACGAAAACACAGAAGAUGCCUAUUCCAUCUCGCUUGCGACAGCGCUCAUCUACUACCAAUCUCCGAGACAUCACCAGGAAGCCAAGCGCCUGUUUGACAAAGUUCUCGAGCACGACAAGUCUUCAACUCCUGCCAUGAUUGGCGUCGGCCUCAUCUUUGAGGAGGAGGAAGAUUACGAAGAGGCUAUCGAUUUCCUUACUCGCGCAUUGGCUCGAGAUGCUUCCAAUCUUCGCGUCAAGUCCGAAGCUGCCUGGGUCAAAGCUCUUAGAGGAGACUGGCAAACAGCGCUGGGUGAACUGCAGGAGUGUCUGGGGCCUUUGGAAGAGCAAGGUGAUGCUUCCAAGGAGCUCCUGGCCGAUACUCAGUAUCGCAUCGGAAUGUGCAUUUGGAACCUGGACACGGGUAGGCAAUCUCGAAAGCGGAAGAAGGGCGAAUGUGCUUAUGCCUAUUGGCUCAAGGCUCUGAACAAUUCCUUGAAUCAUGCCCCGACGUAUACCAGCCUGGGUAUCUUUUACGCCGACUACGCGUCAGAUAAGAAGCGAUCGCGACGAUGCUUUACAAAGGCUCUGGAGCUGUCAUCCUCAGAAGUGACGGCGGCCGAACGCUUAGCCCGAUCUUUUGCGGAUGAUGGAGAUUGGGAUCGGGUGGAACUGGUUGCUCAGCGCAUCGUUGACUCUGGCAAGGUGAAACCUCCACCCGGGUCGAAACGAAAGGGAAUCAGCUGGCCUUUUGCGGCCCUAGGUGUUGCUGAGUUGAACAAGCAAGACUUUCACAAGUCUAUCGUGUCGUUCCAAGCAGCCCUCAGAAUCACCCCCAAUGACUAUCACUCCUGGGUCGGACUCGGCGAAAGCUACCACAGCUCUGGACGGUACAUUGCGGCGACGAAAGCCAUCCUCAACGCAAAGAAACUGGAAGAAGACUCCAAGGUGGAUGCGUCUGGAGACACCUGGUUCACCAACUACAUGCUGGCCAACAUCAAGCGGGAACUGGGCGAGUUUGACGAGGCCAUCACACUCUACCAGACAGUGUUGGAGACACAUGCUGAGGAAGAGGGGGUGAUUCUCGCAUUGAUGCAAACCAUGGUCGACAGUGCCGUUACAAGCGUGGAUAGGGGCCUGUUUGGAAAGGCGGUUCAUCUUGCCGUAGAUACCAUCAACUUUGCGACACAGCGGAGUGGCAGUGUGUUGGAGACUUUUAAUUUUUGGAAAAGCAUUGCUGAGGCUUGUUCUAUAUUUACGCAGGUCCAGAGCCGAACUGCGGAUUUUCCUAUCCACUCUAUCAAGCCUCUUCUGGAGUCUCGACCACAAGAGGCUUUCGAUAUCCUCGCUAAUGUUGACAACGUUGGCACCGAUGCCGUUUACCAAAAAGUCAUAACAGACGAGCAUUUUGGCAUUGAGAUUGCUACGUGUCUACACGCAACGAUUUUGAGUUACAAGCAGGCCAUCCACGUAUCGGCCAAUGAUAUUCACGCACAAGCCGUUGCGUACUAUAACCUGGGAUGGGCUGAAUACCGUGCCCAUACCUGCCUGCCAUCACAGCUGCGGAAAAAGCCGAAUCGAUACAUCAGGGCUGCUGUCAGGGCAUUCAAACGAGCUAUUGAACUGGAAGCCGGCAAUGCGGAUUUCUGGAAUGCCCUGGGCGUAGUGACCAGCGACAUCAAUCCUGCCAUAGCCCAACAUGCCUAUGUCAGAAGCUUGCACUUGAAUGAGCGCAGCCCAGUGGCGUGGACAAAUCUGGGGACUUUGGCAUUGCUAGCAGGGGACUUUAAGCUUGCCAAUGAGAACUUCACGAGGGCUCAGUCAAACGAUCCGGAUUAUGCGCACGCAUGGCUCGGCCAAGGCUUUGUGGCGCUCUUGUUUGGCGAGGCAAAGGAGGCCAGGGGUCUUUUUACGCAUGCUAUGGAAAUAUCCGAAUCGUCAUCGCUGCCUGCACGCCGUCAUUAUUCGUCUUCGCUCUUCGAUCACAUCUUGACGGCUCCGCUCAACCUGAACGUGGCAUCACUCAUCCAGCCUCUGUUUGCUGUUAACCAAGUCCAGAGCCUACGCCCUGAUGAUUUGGCGUUUGUUCAUCUCAAAACUCUUUUGCAAGAGCGCACUGGCGAAAGCCCUCGUGCGGUCGAGACUCUAGAGAAAAUAUGCGAAAAGCUCGAAGCCGAUUACGAAAGGACCGAGUCCGCUGAUGACCUUGCGCGGUUCACUCUGGCACGAACAGAUCUUGCACGGGCAUACCUUGCCUCUGGAUCCUACGAACAAGCCGUCGAGUGCGGAGAAAUGGCAUUGGGGUUGAGCGGCGAGGAGAGCGAGAAUGAGCUGACGAGCGAGCAGCGCAAAAAGGCUCGAUUGUCGGCACACUUGACUGUGGGGCUUGCGCAGUAUUACCUGAAGACGUAUGAUGAGGCAGAGAAGUGCUUCGAGUCGGCGUUGGAGGAAUCUGACAACAACCCUGAUGCGACGUGCUUGCUCGCCCAGGUUCUGUGGGCUCAAGGCACAGAGAGCGCAAGGGAAAAGGCUCGCGGUGCCCUGUUUGAGGUUAUUGAAAAGCAUCCCGACCAUGUGCAAAGCGUGCUACUCCUAGGAGUCAUUGCCCUUCUCGACCAAGACGAGGCAAGCUUGGAAGCCGUGGUAGAAGAGCUCCAAGGCCUCCGCACAAACGACAAGGUGACGGCAGCGGAACAGUCUCGCAUCGGCCAAGUCUUGAGGGCAGUUGCCUCUCUCGGAGACGGAAAGACGGAGCAGGAUAUGGUCUCGCAAGUCCAGACAGACAUCAUGCUCUAUCCCAACCUCCCGCACGGCUGGUCAUCGCUUGCUGAGACGACGGCCGAAGACGGUGAUUACGCGGCUGAGAUGUCGCUCAAGGUCGCCGCGAGGGGCAUUCCGCCGCGAGGAACUUUGGAAGCGCAGGACUUGGCCAGGGCGUAUGCUGGGACGGGCAGAGUGGCGGACGCGCAGAGAGCAGCGUUUUUGGCGCCGUGGGAGGGGUCUGGGUGGAAUGCUCUUGAGAUUAGUGUUGAGGGUAUAUGA